Molecule: messenger RNA, 892 nt
Organism: Sebastes umbrosus (honeycomb rockfish)
Lineage: Eukaryota; Metazoa; Chordata; Actinopteri; Perciformes; Sebastidae
Product: dr1-associated corepressor
Exons: 6
Coding region: 139-591 (150 amino acids)
Biological process (GO): negative regulation of transcription by RNA polymerase II; positive regulation of transcription by RNA polymerase II; transcription by RNA polymerase II
Cellular component (GO): nucleus; negative cofactor 2 complex
Molecular function (GO): core promoter sequence-specific DNA binding; transcription corepressor activity; transcription coactivator activity
Source: RefSeq, a predicted model, not a curated record
UUGACCUUUGACCUCUCAGGUGUGUCUCCAACAGUUUUUCAGGUGAGUUCCUGCUGAAGGUAAACAAAUGGACUCAGCGGCGGUUUGCGGUAAAAACAUGAACAAUGUGGCCGAAUCGAGCGGAUUAAAGCGACUAAAAUGCCCGGACAGAAGAGAAGAUAUAACGUACGGUUCCCUCCGAAUCGCAUCAAAAAGAUCAUGCAGAAGGAUGCAGAUGUGGGGAGGAUUGCGAUGGCGGUUCCUGUGAUCAUCUCCCGAGCGCUGGAAAUGUUCCUGAAGUCUCUGCUGACCAAAAUCUGUCUGAUAACUCAGUCCAAGUUCAGCGCCGUCGUGUCCCUCGCUCACAUGAAGCAGUGCAUCGAGUCGGAGAAGCUCUUCCACUUCCUCAAAGACCUGGCGGAGCAGGCGACGUCUACGCCCGGCCAGAAGGACAACAGAGGGAUGAGCAUGUGGCCGCUGUACAGGACCAAACGGCAUGAAAUUUCUGUUAAAAAAACGUCUGAAGUUGUAGAAAAGGCGCCACGACGGAGCCUCGACUCGCUGGACAACGACUCCAGCGUACGUAUUCUACGCCUCACAUUCAUCCUCUGACAUGCAAACUAAACCAAAAGGAGUCGGAGCUCUACAUCUGCUUAUGAGUGAACAACCAGAGGAAAGAGCUGUGAACUUACAGCAGCAGAACAUCAUUUCAUCAUGUCUUCUUUAAACGUUUAUCUUUAUUUAAACUUUAUUUUAUGUUAUUAACUAUGAAAAAAAAGUUUUUGUUUUGGGGAAAAAACACAUUUAAGUUAUGUAACAUUUUAGACCUUUGGCUGCUUAUGUACAGUUUGGGUUUUUGUUUUACUUUGAAAAAAGAAAGAAAAAGAUUUAUGGCGUUGUGUUGUGAAGCCUG